Molecule: messenger RNA, 4668 nt
Organism: Trichoderma aggressivum f. europaeum
Lineage: Eukaryota; Fungi; Ascomycota; Sordariomycetes; Hypocreales; Hypocreaceae
Exons: 3
Coding region: 1-4668 (1555 amino acids)
Molecular function (GO): protein binding
Source: RefSeq, a predicted model, not a curated record
AUGUCAAACCGCAAACCACGAGCCAAGAAUGACAAAUCUUCCACUGAAACCGUAUCUCGCGAUACAUGGGCAUGGGCGCAAAAUGCGUGGAAAUCCAUGAAGAGGUCGAGAGAAGCAGGUAAUCAUUCUGCUGUGGAGGUCAACACCAAUUCAGCCUCGACUGUCCCUCAGUUGACACUUUCGCGUGAUACGGCAGCGCUGGCCCAAGUCAAACGUGAACAUCUAUGGGAUGAAGCAUACGACAACCUAAGGCUGGUUCAUCCGCAGUUGGUUACGCAAUACGAAGAGAUAUUGUCCUUGAACAUUGAGGCCAUGGAUACACAGUCUUCUACCUCAAUGGCAGAGCUUACGAAGACUUCCAUUUCCCAAACUGAUCUGAAGGUUAGAUGGCGUCAGAUGUGUCACCUGAUGAAUUGGUGGCUGGAUAACCGGGACCGAGACAGUCAAAAGUCCAACCGGUUUCAAGAUUUGAUAAGGGAUCAUAUACGAAAGUCGGCGGGUGGCGGGUUACCCAAUGCACUGGCUUGGGUACUUUUGCACCCCCCGUCGGAAACGGAAGCUAUCUGUCCUGGACUUUUGGAUAUUAUUUCCAGGAUGAAUUGGUACAACUACCUGCCGAGGCUCGUCGCCAUUGGCGCCCCUGAUGUGCUUCUUGAAGAGGAGCAGGUUUUACGAAGGCGAGUUAUUGAUUUGUACAGGGAGGUUUUGUCGUAUUUGAUGAAUGCUGUCUUGCCAGUUGGCCGUGCGCUCGAUCCUUGGGAGAUGAGUCUGACACAAAUGCAACUGGCAGAAGACAAUCUUUUUACGUUCAGUGGAGGAUUGACGGCUUACCAACUUGACGACUUUUUGGUGGACGCGAGAGAGGACGAAAACCGCCGACUCUCGCCCAGCGUCAAGAAAACAAUGAGUUUGCCAAGCAAGAUGGACGAAGAACUAGCCUGCCUGGGCAGAGUUGAUACUCGGUCAAGGAUCAUCGAGGCGCAAAACGAAAAUGUACUCCUGGUCAAUGAGCUCUGUCAAUGGAUCUGUUCAACAGAACAAUACAAGAGUGUUGUUGAUUGGAGCACUGCAGACGUCACGGAGAGCGAUUCCAGCAAGGAUAUCACAAACGAUCUCAAAAGUCAGAUCCUUCUGAUUGGUGGUGAUCCAGGACUCCAUACAACAGCUCUUAUGGAGGCAAUCGUCCAACACCUCUCAAACGAGGCAAACCUGGAAGAACCCGAUGUCAUCGAAGCCGACUCAAAAGCAGCACCCUGGGUUUUAUCGUAUUACUCUUGCGGUAGCACCAGCCAUGGGAUAGACAACUCUGCUAGGGUGUUGAGAAGCCUCAUACACUCUCUACUCCAACAGCAGCCAAAGCUGAUUACCCACUUGAAUGAAGCUCUGCAAUCCGCGGAAAGAGAUCGGUUCGACAGCCCAAAAGACUUCUUCGCCCUAUCGGGGGUGUUUUUUAGGAUGCUGAGUGACCAAUCUUUUGUUCGGUCAUAUCUGGUGGUAGAUGGCAUCGAUGGAUGUUCAUCUGCCCAUGGAAGAGAUUGCGACGAACACCUGGACGACUUGAUACGGUUGAUCAAGGCGACAGAAGAUGUUCCACAUAAGAUCAAGUGGCUUUUAUCCGCAAACAUGAACUCUCGUAUAAAAAACGAGCUGAUGAAAGAAGGUCAUUUUCAUCUCCAAUAUAUCAUUCUGGACGACGCUUUUCAGACGCGUAAACUCGCGAUCAUAUCUCGCCGCCACAUAUUUUUCCUGAUUCAUCAGCUGGCCGAACAGAAACGAUAUCUUGACAAGACCCAAAAGGAAGUCUCGCGGCUUAUCAACGAAAAGUCACAAGGGAAUAUCCUAUGGGCAGUUAUCGCUUGUGCAAUUCUUCGAAAGAAAGACAGUUGGCACGCAGUCGAGGCCCUCAAGGAGAUGCCUGGAAGUCUUGAUGAGCUGUACGAAUACGCAAGGGUCGAUUUGAAAAGACUUCCUCAUCAAGAUCCCGAACUUUGCAAAUCAGUACUUUCGAUCGUGGCCAUUGUGCACCGCCCCCUUUUGAUAUCGGAGUUGGGACGACUCGUGGAACUACCGUCAGAAGUUGAUCCCGUGGCAAUAAUCGCAAAGUGCCCAUUUCUGGAAGUUCAGUCAGGCAUUGUCAAGUUCGUGAAUCCAGCAGCUCGACAGAACACCCGGGAGCGAUUGCAUCAUGAUUUGACAGAACUUUCCGAAACGCAUGCUCUCGUGGCCAGGAAGACGCUGGAAUUUCUAUCAGCACACUUCGAAGCCGCCACUUUAGGCUUACCCAGACUCAGCCGCCGUCAGAACGAGAGCAAGGAAGAGAGUUUGGCCCACGCUUAUGGAACUCUUCAUUGGAUAAUACACCUCCUUAAUGUAGAAGGCAUUGCCAAAGAUGCUGCAACGACAAACUUGGUGGUUUCCUUCAUGAAGAAUCAUUUCUUGCUCUGGUUUGAUGCAAUGAUCUCCGAGGGCCUUCACACCGACGCAGCGGUCUUGAUGAAGACGCUUGAGCGCGUUCUACAGGAACAAGCAAGAGAAGAAGAUGAUGAGCUACCGGAGACACUAGAUUUCAAGCACCCAGAAGGAGAUAUCCUGGAGCAACUGAGAGAGGAGGAACAAAGCGACAUUCUUUCUUUGGUCCACGAUGGCGUCCAGGUUGUCCGCUCUCAUAUGUCUAGCAACACCUUUUUCCAUAAAAGCCCCAACAGUGUCAUAUUUUACCCAGAGGAGAGCGCUUUGAAACAGGACUGGAUGGCCAAGAACAAGACUUGGCUAGGGACGCCGCCGAGAAUGACACCCAGUUGGAGCGACAACCCCCUUAUCCUAUAUAACCGCAGUCGUAUCCAAAGCAUUGACUUCUGUCCAGAUGGAAGGCUUUUGGCAUCGGGAUCUACGAGCUACGGUAUAUGCGUGUGGGACGCCGAAAUGGGAGAGGUACAGCUAAGAGACGAUGUUGAAAACAGGGUGCAUUAUGUUGCCUUCUCCCCUAGCGGCCUGCUGGCCUCUGUCUCGGAGAAUGGAGUCGUUUCUUUAUGGGAUCUAAGCACUGGACACAGCUCUGAGGCCUUGAAAGUCCAACGGAGCCAGGUAACGGCUAUUAGAUUUUCGCCCAAUGGUAAAGAGAGCGAAAAGUUGGUCUUGGCCACAUCGGAAGCACUUUUGCUUUGGAAAUUUUCCAAUAUCAGGGAGCCGACAUACACCGAAGAUGUUAUCGAAGAAGGCGUCUCUGUUCAUGCCGUGGACUUUUCUCAGCAGGGAACGUGGAUAGCCUCCGGAGGCAAAGGGGGAGACGUUAAGAUUUGGGAUGCGCAACACGGCAAUGCGUUGCGCAGAAGGCUACAAGGCCAUGAAGGAGAUGUUACCUCCAUUGCAUUUUCGAGGGACGGCAAACUCCUCGUCUCCGGUUCUAAUGAUUCAACGGCCAAAAUCUGGAGCGUAGAAACUGGAGCAAACCUCAAAUCUUUCGCCUGUGUGCACGGCGUUUAUGGAGUGGCAUUUUCGCCAGACGGCUCUCUCAUUGCAGCAGGAUUCGGCAAUCAGAUCAGUGUUUGGGGGAGUGAGUCAGGAGUCGAGCGAUAUGUGAUCAGAGGGCAUAAAGAACGUGUGGCCGCGGUUGCCUUCUCACCUCGAGGAUGCCUUGCCUCGGGAUCUGACGACAUGACUAUCCGGCUCUGGGACCUGCAAGGCAGCGUGAGCAAUGAUGCGCAUACCCUACUUGAGCCCGUCGGCGAGAAGCCGAUCAACGUCAUAGCCAUGUCUCUUGACGGUCAAUUUCUGGCGUCAACUUCUGGCGAAAGCAUCCACCUCUGGGAUGGGAUAACCGGCAUGCCGCUGGAACCUCACACGCUUUUGCAGAGUCUCGUACAGUCCAUCUCAUUCUCCCCCGACGGGAAACGUCUAGUUUCUUCUUCGAAAGAUGGAAUAGUGAGGGUUUGGGAUGUGGUCAGUGGAAUCUUAUGCCGUACUUUUCAAGGUCACUCCGAUUGGGUUAGACAUGCGGUCUUCUCUCCUGAUGGAACCUCCAUUGCCUCAGCAUCCGAUGAUCGCACCGUAAGGAUUUGGAGCUGCCCAGAAGAGGGAGAGGAGAAUGAUGCAAAAGUCCUUCAUGAUCACAACAGCAAGGUCACUACGGUCGCUUUCUCUCCCAAUGGAAGGCUCCUCGUCUCAGGGGAUGUGAAUUCAAACAUGAUCAUAUGGGAUCGCAAAUCCCUACGACCAAAGCAUAAAGUGACUGGACACUCAGGCGGCAUCAUAAAACUCAUUUUCUCGCAGGACUCUUCCCGAAUUGUGUCGCGGUCAAACGACUGCAAUGUUAGCAUCUGGGAUUCCAAAUCCGGGAAUCUCAUCCAGGGUCCUAUAAAGACCAGAAAUCCUCAACAUUCGGUUGGGUUCGACCCCAAGAUACCGGAAUAUAUCCUGACUGAGUUUGGAGCCAACCCAUCUACUCUUGGAUCUUCGUCUUUCUUUACUCAACAAUCUCUAAAGGGCAAAAGAUAUGGCAUAUCUGCAGCCGGUGACUGGAUUACAUGGAAUGGCAGAGAGAUCAUCCCCAUACCAGCGAUGUACAAACCCAGGGUCUCGUGGGUGCAGGGCAAUAUUGUGGCAAUCGGAACCAAGUCGGGCAAGGUGUUGUUGUUUCGGUUUUCCACAGAGGUUGAACCGCCAACCUGA